CACCGUUAUGAGACGGAGCGAGCACUGGUGAGGGUCUGGAGGGGGAAUUCCUGCCAACUGUAGCAGCACAGAAAUACAUUUUCAUCAGGUUUGACGUGGACGUGUUCAGCUGAUAGCGAUGUCUCCAGUGAAGAAGAGUUGCUCUGCAGCAGCCCCGUUGCCUCAGCUCAAGAUGUAUAGCUUCAUGGGAGGGGGCCUGUUCUGUGCCAUCGUGGGUAACAUCCUGUUGGUGGUCUCCACUGCAACCGACUACUGGAUGCAGUAUCGGCUGUCUGGGAACUACGCCCACCAGGGUCUCUGGAGGUACUGCAUGUCCAACAAGUGCUACAUGCAGACCGACAGCAUAGCUUAUUGGAACGCCACCAGAGCCUUCAUGAUCCUAUCUGGGAUGUCGUGCUUCGCAGGCAUCAUUGCAGGCAUCAUGUCCUUUUCCCACUUCUCCUCCUUUGAACGGUUCAACCGCUCCUUCGCUGCAGGAAUCAUGUUUUUUGUCUCUACUUUCUUUGUUCUGCUGGCCAUGGCCAUCUACACCGGAGUGACAAUCAACUUCCUGGGAAAGCGUUUUGGGGAUUGGCGUUUCUCCUGGUCAUACAUACUGGGCUGGGUGGCCAUGCUCAUGACAUUCUUCGCAGGUAUUUUCUACAUAUGUGCCUACAGGAUGUGCGAAUGCCGGAGAGGAAACGGACCUCGCUAAAAGACUACAGAAGGCUUUUGAUUUGAAAGAAUAAUCAGAAAGCAUCGUCGCGUCGAGCUGAUGAAGAGGAGACACCCGAUUCUGGAGGUCACCAAUGAAACUGGAACGUUUUCUGAGAAUAUUUAGGAUUUAAAAAAUAUAUAUAUAAACUUAA
Nothobranchius furzeri (turquoise killifish) is the source of this 848-nucleotide messenger RNA. Its product is annotated as lens fiber membrane intrinsic protein. Gene Ontology annotation, cellular component: plasma membrane. Lineage: Eukaryota; Metazoa; Chordata; Actinopteri; Cyprinodontiformes; Nothobranchiidae. Gene Ontology annotation, molecular function: structural constituent of eye lens. The record is from RefSeq and is a predicted model, not a curated record.